This is a messenger RNA of Brassica oleracea var. oleracea, 1450 nucleotides long. RefSeq names its product serine/threonine-protein kinase BIK1-like. Bases 174 to 1325 code for a protein of 383 amino acids. The record is from RefSeq and is a predicted model, not a curated record. Gene Ontology annotation, molecular function: protein kinase activity; ATP binding. The transcript is spliced from 6 exons. Gene Ontology annotation, biological process: protein phosphorylation. NCBI's taxonomy places the organism in Eukaryota, Viridiplantae, Streptophyta, Magnoliopsida, Brassicales, Brassicaceae.
GCAACCAUUCUUCUUCUCUUUCUGUCAUGCCUCAUGCCUCUCAUUAACACCAACCCUUACUCUCAAUUCUUCUCCUUCUUCUCUCUGUGUUCUCAUCUCUUUCUCUUUAAUCCGGUUCAAGCAGCUGAAGAAGAACGAGCAAGAAUCAAGACUCUGUUCUGUUCUGGACUCUGAUGGGUUCUUGCUUCAGUUCUCCAGUCAAGGCCGAUAACUUUUCCUACAAUGAUAAGAGUAGCUAUCUAUCCGGUCUAAGCAUGUGGAGCCGGACAUCGUCAUCCGUGAGGGCUGCGGCCCGGAAGACAGAAGAGGAGAUACUCGAGUUGACGUCCGUCAAGAGCUUCACCUUCAACGAGCUCAAACUCGCAACCAGAAAUUUCAGACCGGACAGUGUGGUCGGAGAAGGUGGGUUCGGUUCUGUCUUUAAAGGCUGGUUGGAUGAAACCAGUCUCACUCCUACUAAACCAGGAACCGGUUUAGUCAUCGCCGUUAAAAAGCUUAACCAAGAAGGUCUUCAAGGCCACCACGAAUGGCUGACAGAGAUCAAUUACUUGGGAGAAUUGAGUCACCCAAAUCUAGUGAAACUGGUUGGUUAUUGCUUGGAGGAUGACCACCAUCUUCUUGUAUAUGAGUUUAUGCAAAAUGGAAGUCUUGAGAAUCAUCUAUUCAGAAGAGGUUCACAUUUUAAACCACUAACAUGGUCUCUACGGGUCAAGGUUGCACUUGAUGCAGCAAAGGGGCUUGCAUUCCUCCACAGCGACCCUGUCAAAGUGAUAUACCGUGACUUUAAAGCCUCCAACAUUUUGCUUGACGCGGACUACAAUGGGAAACUUUCUGACUUUGGGCUAGCUAGGGACGGUCCAAUGGGUGAUCUAAGCUAUGUUAGUACAAGGGUUAUGGGUACAUAUGGUUAUGCCGCUCCCGAGUAUAUGUCAUCAGGUCACUUAAACUCAAGGAGCGAUGUGUACAGUUUCGGAGUUGUGCUUCUAGAGAUUUUGACGGGUAAAGAAGCUUUGGACUAUAACAGGCCUGCUGAAGAAGAAGAUCUUGUGAAAUGGGCUCGACCUUACCUCACAAGCAAACGCAAGGUUUUCCGAAUCGUGGACCCUCGGCUAGACUCACAGUACUUACCCGAAGAGGCAGUGAGAAUGGCCAGCAUUGCGGUGCUGUGUAUCUCGUUCGAACCAAAGUCACGCCCGACCAUGGACCAAGUGGUCCGUGCCUUGCAACAACUUCAGGACAACUUGGGGAAACCGACUCAAACCGAUACGGUUAAGGAUGGCAAGAGACAUGGUUCUAAAACCAGAGCUAAGUUACCAGAAGUAUAGGUUAUUUUUUCUUUCUUAUUGUGUUUGUAACUAUUGUUGAUUUUUUUUUUUUGUUAAUACAUUUGAAUCUGAUGUAGAGAUGUUCCUCGAUACAAUUUUUAAAAAGUCGUAGGAUGUUGUGUAAA